AUGGCAUUUUAUGCGGUGCGCGGAAGUGAAUUGACUGGACGCAUUAUUUCGACGUUCCCAACUCCAACCUGUAAUUUGCAGCGUCGCCCACAGAGCCACUUCAAACAUUCGCCCCGGCCCACUUGCAACCACCGAAUCCGGGAAAGCGCGCACGUCUCGGCGCUAAGCUCAAGCGAGAAAGCGUCUUCCUGUGAUCGUCUAGCAGCUCGCAGAGACAGUCCUCGACCUUCUCACAUCUCGACCAACGAUCCUCCUCCACCUCCCCACCACACAACCCUCGACGACAUCGUCAAUAUUCGACGAGUGAACCAUCUACGGAGGUGCACUCUGGACAGUACUACAGGCCGGUCCACGAUACAUUCAUCUGCCCGCACGAUUCCUCCUCUGCCCCUCUCAAUUCCCUCUCGCAAUCACGUCUCCGGUCGGUCUCAACCAGAACAGGCCCAGUCUCCCUUGGAAGCCGCUGCCCAGGAUCUUCGCGUCGGCAACAAGUACCGUAUUGGCCGCAAGAUUGGUAGCGGUAGUUUUGGUGAUAUUUACCUUGGAACCAACAUUAUCUCCGGCGAGGAGAUCGCCAUCAAGCUCGAGAGCGUCAAGGCCAAGCACCCUCAACUCGAGUAUGAGGCUCGUGUCUACAAGUCCCUCGCUGGAGGCGUAGGAAUUCCGUUUGUCCGCUGGUUCGGAACCGAGUGCGACUACAAUGCCAUGGUUCUUGAUCUCCUUGGCCCUAGUUUGGAGGAUCUGUUCAACUUCUGCAACCGCAAGUUCUCAUUGAAGACCGUUUUACUUCUUGCAGAUCAACUCAUCUCCCGUAUCGAGUACAUCCACGCCAAGUCCUUCAUCCAUCGUGAUAUCAAGCCAGACAACUUCUUGAUGGGCAUUGGUAAGCGUGGUAACCAGGUCAAUGUCAUUGAUUUCGGUUUGGCCAAGAAGUACCGCGACCCCAAGACUCAUUUCCACAUCCCAUACCGUGAGAACAAGAACUUGACCGGAACUGCUCGGUACGCUUCGAUCAAUACUCAUCUUGGUGUUGAGCAAUCUCGUCGCGACGACAUGGAGUCUCUCGGUUAUGUCAUGCUUUACUUCUGCCGUGGCUCCCUCCCAUGGCAAGGAUUAAAGGCAGCCACCAAGAAGCAAAAGUACGACCGCAUCAUGGAGAAGAAGAUGACUACUCCCACCGAUGUUCUUUGCCGCGGCUUCCCCAAUGAGUUUGCCAUCUAUCUGAACUACACUCGCUCCCUCCGCUUCGACGACAAGCCCGAUUACUCCUACCUGCGAAAGAUCUUCCGUGAUCUCUUCGUCCGCGAAGGCUUCCAAUACGACUAUGUCUUCGACUGGACCGUUUAUAAAUACCAGAAGAACGCCCAAGCCAUUGCACAGGCUGCUGGUCAACAGCCAGGCGCCCAAGAGGAUGAAGAGAAACCACGCACACGCACAAACGCUGCUACUGCUGGUGGAGCGGCCCCUCAGCAUGUAUCCAGCGCUUCGAAGCCACAAGCAGGACCAGGAAUCUCCGGAUCUCGCCGCAAGGUCAUUGAGCGUGGUGCCAGCGGAGCAGGGGUUGAGACUCCAGAUACCAAUCGUGCUGUUGGUGGAAGUGAUAGGAUGCUUCGAUCUGCCUCGAAAGGUGCUACACCUGGUGGAAAUUCCUACGUCCCUGGCUUUUCUCGAACAACGAAGCGUGACGAACAGAGUGGACAGGGUCCGUGGUACAAUUGA
Molecule: messenger RNA, 1719 nt
Organism: Glarea lozoyensis ATCC 20868
Lineage: Eukaryota; Fungi; Ascomycota; Leotiomycetes; Helotiales; Helotiaceae
Product: Protein kinase-like (PK-like)
Exons: 4
Coding region: 1-1719 (572 amino acids)
Biological process (GO): peptidyl-serine phosphorylation; endocytosis; signal transduction
Cellular component (GO): nucleus; cytoplasm
Molecular function (GO): ATP binding; protein serine/threonine kinase activity
Source: RefSeq, a predicted model, not a curated record